CCGGGUUCGUUCUACCUUGUUCUCUGAAGAUACAUACUACUUGCACUCCGAGCCUGAAGCUCUCCCGCUCAACAUGGCAGUAUAGCGCGCAGCGGCAUAUUUAGCAGCGGCAACCCCGGCAGUGCAUAGGCUAACUGCCCUGGCUUUAUUUGGCAAAAUGGCGUCUCCCGAUGCAAAACCCCACAGCCUUGCUGCCGUCGACAGCAUAAAACUCCCGCUCGACCUGUCAUCAAAACCUCUGCUCCUCGUGUCCCUGACCCGAAGCAGUGAUGUCUCUGAGCUCACAACUAGUUAUGGAGGAGGUGGGGUCCCUGUUCUUGGGACCCUCACUUCUGAUGGAUGACCCUCUUGGGCCCCUUCUGGACGAUGAAGAGGAACCUCUGACAGAGGGGCGUGCUUCGCCCCUUUCUUUCUCUUCCUAUGCUGAUUCUUGCUCCUCUCCCUUCCCCUGUCUCUCUCCUCCCUCCCCUCCCUCCACUCUCCUGGGAUCCAAGGCUGACCUGCUUCCUUCCCUGCCUUGGUUCUCAGCCGAUGAGCUGCUGACUGCCCACAUAGGUGCAGAGAACAGCCAAGUGGAUGCUUUCUCUGGAAUGGACUGGAUGGCGGAGAAGAUCGAUCUCAGCGACUUUGACCUCCAAUCUCUCAUUGGGUCCUGCGAGUCAGACGAGCCGCCCAGUUCUCCGGAAGAGCUCCUGGCCUGCCUUGAGUCCCACAUGGAUCUCGACUUGGAUCCGCUGCCCUUCCCCGACGCUUCCGCUCACGAAGACCUGGCUCUUCUCCCACUUCCUGAAGACCCCGUUCCUCCCAUCUCACUCCCAGAACCAGAAGUAGCAAUCGUUCCCGAGCCUGCUCUCCUGGAGAUCGAGAUCAAGUCGGAGCCAUCCUCUCCGGUCCCGUCCCCCCUGCCCUCCUCCUGCACCCUUGAGUUGGGUAGUGAGGUUGAUGUUUCUGAGCUGGAGAAGGUGGUGCCUCCGGUUGUGGCCACGGCAACCCCAGAUGCCCUUCAGACCUCCAGUAUUGUUCUCUCCCUCUCUCCGACGCACAUCGUAGUGGUCCUAGCCAGCCCCAAAGAGGAGCUGAGCCCCAUUCCAAGCUCUUGUGGUGAGCUGUACGACAGCGGCAUUGGCUCUGACGCCGGCUCGCCUCCCCACCAGGCGAGCCCUCCCCCCUCUCCUAGGCCCGGCGGUUCCUCCAGAACCAAGCCCUACUCUAAGCCCGAUCCAGAUGCAGCUGGCUCGCCCCCCAUCAGUGGCAAGGUGAAGACUGUGUCUGGAGCGCCUAGGGUGGUGGAGAAGAAGCUGAAGAAGAUGGAGCAGAACAAGACCGCAGCUACCCGUUACCGGCAGAAGAAGCGCUCCGAGCAGGAUCUGCUGAAUAUGGAGGUCGCAGAGCUGGAGAAGCGGAACCACGAGCUGGGGGAGAAGGCCGACUCAAUCAGCCGUGAGAUCAAGUAUCUGAAAGAUCUCCUGGAGGAGGUACGCUCUGCCAAAAACCGCAAGCCCAAGACCAGCUCGGCCUAGAAACACCAAGGGAAGAGGGAACGAGAAAUGUAUUUUGGAAACCGUACAUGCACUUGGACCUGGGAGGUUGUGAGUGGAAGCAUCAGUAUGCUGGUCUCCCAGUCCUGCAUGUGUCCUCUUGCAUCAUCCGUUAGUAGAUCUGAGAUUAUCGGUGUAGUGGCAUAACUUGGUGGAGAAUUUUAGUUAGCCUAAUAACCUAGAAUCAUGAAGCCUACUUCCCUUAAAUGUAAGAGUUAACAGACACAAACACAUGCACAUCACCCCAACCCCCAGACUCUUAUUUCACUCACUCUCUUCCUCCUAUUUUCUUUUUUAAAGCAGCUGAAGUCCUCACGUCCAGUAAGGGGCCUAUUGAAAUUGUGAAAUCUUGUUACACACUGAAAUUCCUCAGUUUUUUUUUUUGUACAUAGGCUUAAAGUGCUUCCCGUGUGGAUUUUAUUUAAUCUAUUAUCACUUUCCAGUCCAUUUUUUUUUUUGUGUAGGUGUGUUUGCUUGUACAAUGCUCUGUUGUUUUCUAUUAAAGCUUUAUUGAAACUCA
Molecule: messenger RNA, 2058 nt
Organism: Clupea harengus (Atlantic herring)
Lineage: Eukaryota; Metazoa; Chordata; Actinopteri; Clupeiformes; Clupeidae
Gene: atf4a
Product: activating transcription factor 4a
Biological process (GO): regulation of transcription by RNA polymerase II
Cellular component (GO): ATF4-CREB1 transcription factor complex; nucleus; ATF1-ATF4 transcription factor complex
Molecular function (GO): RNA polymerase II transcription regulatory region sequence-specific DNA binding; DNA-binding transcription activator activity, RNA polymerase II-specific
Source: RefSeq, a predicted model, not a curated record